Messenger RNA from Wallemia ichthyophaga EXF-994, 588 nucleotides. Its product is annotated as Rho GDP-dissociation inhibitor. The transcript has 3 exons. Gene Ontology annotation, biological process: Rho protein signal transduction. The coding region runs from base 1 to 588 and encodes 195 amino acids. Gene Ontology annotation, cellular component: membrane; cytosol; cytoplasm. The record is from RefSeq and is a predicted model, not a curated record. Gene Ontology annotation, molecular function: Rho GDP-dissociation inhibitor activity; protein binding. NCBI's taxonomy places the organism in Eukaryota, Fungi, Basidiomycota, Wallemiomycetes, Wallemiales, Wallemiaceae.
AUGACUGAAAAGAUUGACGAUCAAGAGCUGCAGACAUCUACAACGCCUGGAUAUAACCCUGGAGAGAAGAAGACGCUGGAUGAGUACGCGCAGUUAGACUCAAACGAUGAGUCAUUGAACAAAUGGAAAGCUUCCCUUGGUAUUGGUGCAGGCGCUGCGAAUGAAAAUGGCCCAAAGAUUGAAUUCAUCAGCCUCUCGCUCGAAUCAGCUACUCGCCCUGAACCAAUCGUAUUCAACUUUGCAGAAUUAGAAGGCAAAAAGGAACAUAUCAAGAAGAAUCCUGUCUCUAUAAAGGAAGGCACUGAGUACAACGUUAAAUUAGACUUUAAGGUCAACCACGACGUCAUCUCUGGCUUGAGAUACGUUCAGGUCGUCAAAAGAACUGGCAUGACUGUCGACAAAAUGGAAGAAAUGGUUGGGUCGUACGGUCCUAGCCAAAAUCCUUAUGAGAAGAGAUUUGCUACUGAGGAAUCUCCUUCAGGAAUGCUUGCUAGGGGUACUUACAGUGUCAGAUCGCGUAUCGUCGAUGACGAUGGCCAUAUCUACGUCGAUUUCGACUGGGCAUUCAAAAUUUCUAAGGAGUGGUAA